This is a messenger RNA of Trichoderma gamsii, 1503 nucleotides long. Its product is annotated as DNA primase large subunit. The transcript is spliced from 4 exons. Gene Ontology annotation, biological process: DNA replication, synthesis of primer. Gene Ontology annotation, cellular component: alpha DNA polymerase:primase complex. The record is from RefSeq and is a predicted model, not a curated record. Bases 1 to 1503 code for a protein of 500 amino acids. NCBI's taxonomy places the organism in Eukaryota, Fungi, Ascomycota, Sordariomycetes, Hypocreales, Hypocreaceae.
AUGAUGCGCCACGACCACAACAGAAUCGACCCCAAGCGGCGAAACGUUGUCGACCACCGCAAGAAGCAGUUUGCAACGCCCCAGUUCAAGGACACGCAGUAUCCCCACCGCCUGAACUUUUACGCAGAUGCGCCCACAGCAGAUAUUACGCUCGAGCAGUUCGAGCAAUGGGCCAUUGAUCGACUUAGAGUUCUGGCCGAACUCGAGGCCUGCUCCUUUCGCAAUCGAUCGCCAGCCGAGACGGCAUCCCACAUGAAGUCCAUUCUCGACAAAUAUCUUCCACUCGACUCCAACAGCUCCAGCAACACAAAGAUCUUCUCACAGCGGCAGAAGGACCACUACAGCCAUUUCAUCCUGAGACUAGCCUUCUCUUCUACGGAAGACCUACGGCGGAGAUUCUCUCGAGUUGAGACGAUGCUCUUCCGGAUGCGAUUCAAUAGCGAUGAUUUGAACGAACGGUCUGCAUUCGUAUCUGGCUUGGAUCUCGACUGGUGGGAGCCGGUGACGGAGGAUGAAAAGGUUCGAUAUGGCGUCGAACUCGCGGCCAUGGUCAGCGGAAAGAAGAUGAAUAGCGAAGACAACACUUGGUUUAAAGUGGACUGGGAGCGAGUGCCUGACUUGGUAGAGAGCAGACGAGUAUUCUUGAAGGCUGGAAAGGCAUAUGUGCCCGGGCGAGAACAGUCGAGUAUGGUAGUAGCGGAAUUCACGAGCCGGCUUGACAGGCAACUAGAGCUUACGGCGCGAGCUCUGCCGCGGCUAGACGAAGACGACAGGUUAACGCCAAUUCUAAACCAUCUCUCCAAAAACUUCAUCACUCCCGACUCGGCUUACAUGUCUGGAUCAACGGCACCCGCUGGAGCUCAGAUCUCGGCUGCCAACAUUGAUAACCUUUCACAGCAUUUCCCCGCCUGCAUGUCCAACUUGCAUCGAUCAUUGCGUCGCGAUGCUCAUCUCAAGCACUACGGCCGUCUUCAGUACACUCUAUUCCUCAAGGGCAUUGGCCUAAACUUGGAAGAGUGCCUCAUGUUUUGGCGGAGUGGCUUCCACAAGGUCACAGACGACACAUUCAACAAGGAAUACCGAUACAAUAUUCGCCACGCUUACGGCGAAGUGGGCGGAGAUUCAAAUCGACGAGGUGGCGGCUACAGUCCGUUUAGCUGUCAGAAGAUUCUUACUGAGCACCCCCCUGGGCCUGGCGAGGCUCACGGCUGCCCGUAUCGGCAUUUCAAUUUGGACAAUUUGAAUGCUUUGGUGCAGGCCAUGGGGGUAUCAGAUCGGUCGGUGCUGCAGGGGGUAAAAGAGGAUAAAGAUAACCAAAAGUUCCACAUGGCAUGCAACCGGGUAUUUGAACACUUGCACAAGGCCGAGAUAAAAAAGGCCAAGGACGAGGGUGUUAUGACGUCCAAUCAGCUUGAGACGAUUGUCCACCCCAACGAGUACUUCAAAAGAAGCUACCUGCUGAAGAAUCUUGGCAAAGAGACUGAUGUGAAGAUGGAGGGCUAA